GAGGCGGGGGGUGUGAUGGCGGCCGCUGAGGGGCCGCACGUGACGGGCCGCCGCUGAGGGGAGCCGCCGACGGCCGGGCCGGGGCCCAGAUUUUUCCAAAGGGAAAUUGCAAUAAUAAAGAUAAUCUGAUUUGGAAAGAUUUCCCUCUUUUGUGGGGGAAAUUGAUUGAAUGCAUGAAAAGAAAUAAUGGCUAGCUAUAAGCCUGUAGUUAUUCAGACCUAUCCAAAGCUUGGUGAAAAAAUCACCCACGAUACACUGUACUGGAAGAAUUUCAAGACUCCUGUUCAGAUCAAGGAAUUUGGCGCCGUGACCAAAGUCGACUUCUCCCCCUGCUCUCCCUUCAACUACGCCGUCACAGCCUCUUCCAGGAUCCACAUCUAUGGCCGCUACUCCCAGGCACCGAUUAAGACGUUCUCCCGCUUCAAGGACACCGCGUACUGUGCCACCUACCGAGGCGACGGCCAACUGCUCGCUGCCGGCGGGGAAGAAGGGGGCGUCCAGCUGUUCGAUAUCAGCGGCAGGGCCCCUCUGAGACAGUUCGAGGGCCACACGAAAGCGGUUCAUGUAGUAGAUUUUACAGCUGAUCGGUACCGGAUCCUUUCUGGAGCUGAUGAUUACACGUCCAAGUUGUGGGACAUUCCGAACGGGAAAGAGAUCACAUCCUUCAGCGAACAUACGGAUUACGUGAGAUGCGGCUGUACGAGCAAGGUGAACGAAGACCUCUUUGUAACAGGUUCGUACGACCACACCGUGAAGAUGUUCGAUAGCCGAAGCCAGAAGAGCGUCAUGACCAUUAUGCAUGGACAACCCGUGGAGAGUGUCCUGCUUUUCCCAUCUGGAGGUCUGCUAGUGUCAGCAGGCGGUCGUUACGUUAAGGUCUGGGACAUUCUAAGGGGAGGACAGUUGCUAGUGUCUUUGAGAAACCAUCACAAAACAGUAACGUGUUUAUGUCUGACCAGCUCUGGACAAAGAUUACUCUCCGGCUCACUGGACAGGCAUGUGAAAGUGUACAGCACGGCCUCAUACAAAGUUGUCCAUACUUUUACCUAUGCGGCAUCAAUCCUAAGCCUGGCUCUGGCGCCCGAAGAUGAGACUCUCAUUGUAGGGAUGACCAAUGGAGUGCUGAAUGUCAGACACCGAAAACCUGAAGUCAGAAAGGAGCAGCACUCUUCCCGGAGGCGGAGGCCGGCUUAUCGAACUUUUGUGAAAGGGAGGAAUUAUAUGCCGAAACAGGCUGACUUCGUGGUUAAGAAACAGUCGAAACAGCUCCUGAAGUUGUACGACAAAGACCUGAAAAGCUUCCAGGUCUCUAAGGCUCUUGACACAGUUCUUCAGUCCAGAGAUAGAAGGAGGCAUCCAGAAACUGCCGUUGCCAUCAUGCAGGAGUUAAAUCGCCGAGGAACUCUCGCAAACGCCCUGGCGGGCCGAGACGAGCAGCAACUCAGCAGGAUCCUCAACUUCCUACUCGGGCACGUGGUAGAGCCUAGGUUUGCCCCAGCCCUGUUAAACGUUGCAGAAAUGGUCAUUGACAUCUACCUGCCCAUGGCCGGAGUGUCCUCCAUCAUCGACAGACAAUUUUUGCAACUCCAAGAGCUUCUCGAGAAAGAGAUUGGCUACCAGGAGGAACUUCUGGAAGCCUUGGGGAUGAUGGAUAUGCUCUUCGCUACCAUGAUGAGGAAACCAAGCACUUCCAUAACGGAGAACAAGCCCAAUGGCAUUUCCAGGGAGCAGGAACAUGAUAAAAGCAAUGUGUCUACUUGAUGCCAUGAAUGGUCAACAGCACCACUGGACUUGAGCCCAAGAAGUAUUUGAGAGAACUCUUUUGUGUACAGUGCUGGUUUUCUAAGUACAACUUCUUCCUCGAAGAAGUUCCCAAAGUGAUGGUUUAGAAGAGAUACUGAGUGGGUACAUGAUGUUGGGAAAAUAAAUCCCAGUUUUAAGA
This is a messenger RNA of Tachyglossus aculeatus (Australian echidna), 1942 nucleotides long. It is a transcript of the gene UTP15, whose product is annotated as UTP15 small subunit processome component. The record is from RefSeq and is a predicted model, not a curated record. The coding region runs from base 187 to 1761 and encodes 524 amino acids. Gene Ontology annotation, cellular component: nucleolus. Lineage: Eukaryota; Metazoa; Chordata; Mammalia; Monotremata; Tachyglossidae. Gene Ontology annotation, molecular function: protein binding. The transcript is spliced from 13 exons. Gene Ontology annotation, biological process: positive regulation of transcription by RNA polymerase I; rRNA processing.